CUCUGCGAACGAGCGACGUCAUUUUGCUUCGCGAGCAAAUUUUCUUUUUCCGCCGUGUUUUCAACGUUCUUAGCCGACAUUUUCGUCGUUUUUCCAACCCUCCAGCGAAACGCACCAAUUAUCCUGCACUACGUGUCUAUAAAAUCGGCCGGAUAUCACUUACUCGAUGCAAUACCACUAUUACUGGAUAUAAUUUUGCAGUUGUCGCCAUUUUCCACUGCAAUAGUUACUACAACAGCCGGUGGCGGCGCUUAUCCACCACCCGAAACGAAAAAAAUACUUUCCACCAGGGUUGUACCCUUGGGCGCCUCGAGAACCACAAAUUUUUCAAACUCUUGCAAAAACCACGCAAAUCUCGUUCGCAAUCAAACAAUUUCAACCGAUAAUCGUACCCCCUUCGAACGCCCCUUGUUAACUACACCACUGGUUGCCACUUUUCCGAACGGAACACACGGCUCGACUCGCUGAACAAAAUCACACACUUUGUGUUCUUCUUCUUGCUCUGCUCCGCUCCGCUUCGGCUGAUAUCCCAAAUCGGCGCUAGGCGUACAAAACUCACUCGGUAGCGACGACGACGACGGUGCUGCUCUCUGCUGCUGCUGUUGCUACUAUAUGCUUCAAAGGCAUGUGCUCUCGGUAACGUUUAUGAAAACGAAAUGUGUGCGCUGGACGAACGGCGGCUCGCUCGUACCCUCGGAGAGAUCGCGCGGUGAGCCGAGCGCUCGCGUUUGCUUUUGUAUUGAGAAGGGUCUCCGGAAAAGGUGAAACGUUGUCGUCGGGCAGGGCUCAAUCGUACAACAACGUCGUAUAAUUUCAAUUACUGGUGGGUUUGUUGUCCCGAAAUCGUAAUAUUAGGAUAUGUCAUGUCAGCAAGCGAGCCGCGCUCAGGAAGACCCGUAUGCCUUCACAGAGCCAGCGCCACUGCAGGCGAACGGGUCCCUCUACAAACAUCCGCCCACGAGUAGCACGAGCGGCGGAGCAACCAUCAUCAGUAGUAAUAGCAGCAAUUCUCCGGUGAUACAGGCUGGAACGAGUCUGCUCGCUAACAGCAACAACAGAGUGAACCAUGUCGUGCAGCAACGCACGUCGGGUGCAUCGCCAAAAAUGACCCCGAUUAAGGUAACCCUUGUACAGUCUCCAACGGGAGUGCUAGCGAAAACGCGCCUGAAUGGAACCGCUAUUACAAGCAGUCCGAGUGGAACCAUCUUCCGGACUGUCACUGUUCCGCAAGCUACAACAAUAGUGCAGAGAGCUGCCACAAGUGCAGGGUUGACACCGACGUUGGCUUCAGCUGCUACACCAGCAGCCGCAACCACAACUCCAACAGUAUUUUCUAAACCAUUGCAAGUUCAAAUAUCUCCCCAGCAGGUGGGAAAGUUUACUCGGCGAGUUUUAGCCAGCAAAUCGCCAAACGUAUCCCCAGCGACUAUCCAAACGUUGAGAAUAGUAAAAACUGCAACUCCACAGCAAAUAACCGUAGGGAGGCCGAACGUCCAAACGUCCGAUGCCAGAAGAUAUAUCAAUCAUUCCAGCAACAGUCUGCUGGGAGCUCCACCAGCAAGCACGACAACUUCCCCGGUAGUUCCCCUGCAGACGGUAUCUCCCACCAAAAUUCGGCUCAUUCAACCUCAGCCCCAAGGGAAGAUUUUCUUGCACACUCCAAACAGCACUAACAGCUUGGCCGCGGCAACUCACAUUUCGAACCCCGCUAGUAUAGCAGCACUGAGGAAUACUCUCGCUAAGCAAAAUCCAUCAUUGUUACACAGGAUUCAACAUGUCACAGUGGCUCCCCAGCAGCCUACUUCGCAGAGUAGUAACGGCACAGUUCUUCCAAUCGUCAAAACCAGUCCCACAACGGCGAUCAAUAUACGCCGAAUGAUACCACCGAUUAGCCAAACGAGUCUCGAUGCUGCAUCCACUGGGAUUGUCAUCCAACAACCUUCUGUGGUCACCACUGUACCCACUGUAGUGUCAGCUACAGCCAUCAAACACGUUCCCCAAGUUCAACAAACCAUAACCCAGCGAGCCAAAACACCGACAGCGUCAAUUCUGAAGCCUCAAACGCAGCAGCAGCUGCUACAGCUGCAACUGCAGCAACUACAGCAGCAGCAGCAAAAGGAACAACAACAACAAAAGCAAGUGCAGCUGCUGCAGCAGCAGCAGGUACAACAACAAGAGCAACAACUACAGUUACAGCAGCAACAACAACAACAACAGCAACAGCAAAAACAACAGCUUCAGCAAAAGCAACAGCAAAAUAAGCUACAGCAACAAAAACAGCAACAACUUCAACAACAAAAACAACAACAGCUCCAACAACAACAACUGCAGCUUCAACAGCAGCAGCUCCAAAAGCAGCAAUUGCAGCAACAGCAUCAACUGCAGCAACAGCAACAGCUGCAACAACAGCAACAGUUACAACAACAGCAACAGUUGCACCAACAGCAACAGUUACAACAACAGCAACAGCAACAGCAGAAAAAGCUUCAAGAGCAACAGAUUCAACAACAACAGCUCCAACAACAAAAGCUUCAACAGCAGCAACUUCAGCAACAACAACUUCAGCAACAACAACUCCAGCAACAACAACUUCAGCAACAACAACUCCAGCAACAUCAACUUCAGCAACAGCAGAAGCAGCAGCAACUGAAGCUGCAACAGGAACAACAGAAACAACAAGAACAACAGAAACAACAAGAACAACAGAAACAACAAGAACAACAACAGCUGCAACAGAAACAACAGCUACAACUACAACAACAGCUACAACUACAACAACAGAAACAGCAACAGCAACAACACCAGCAGCAGCGAAUACAACAGAUACCAAAACAACCGAAACAACAACAACAGCUACCGCAACAGUCCCCCAAGCAAGAGGACCUUAGUUUCACCAUUCCGUCGUUCGUCAUCCCCAAACAGGACCCGAGAAUUGAGCAGCCGCCCCUGGCGGUACCCCCAGCAGCACCCGAAGCACCUUCCCCGGGUAAACAAGUGGCACCGUCCUCGUCCCCUGCAACACCCGCACCACUGCCGGCAAAUAUCGCCUCGACCAGUACGCCUUCCACACAAAGCACGCCGAAGAAUCCCGCAAAGACUCGCCAAACUGCGCUCGCCGUCGUGGAUCGUGCUAGCGCCGCUGGCAGCGACAGCAAGUCCACCCCGCACCCAACGACCAAGCGAACCAAGCGAUCCUACAGCCGAUCAUCGCAUCAUGAAACGCUCGAAAGGAUACCGGCAACGGCGGCAACCAUUUCCGUGAUGCAUGGUGGCGGCAAGCAUGAAUCGAACAGUAAGCCGCCAGCCGAAUCCAAACCGCCGCGUCCGAUGCGGUUCCCCAAGUGGAAACCACCGGGAGCUGUGGCCGUUCCCUUGAACCGAGAAUGGCACGCUCCAGAUUCGUACGUAUUUGACGUUGGCGAGCCGGGCGCACCUAGCUACGGAUCGCUCGAGCUGGAGCCGCUGACUCAAGAUUUUUGGUUUGAAGAACCGUUCGCUAGCACUGAACUGGAUGCCGAGGCUGCACUUGCGAUGCGACCACGGAAGGGUAGAAAACCGAAGGGUUUGGACCAAAGAAAUCUUCUGCUGAAUCUCGACAAUGGGGAACUCAAGGAGCUCAGCCGAGACGAAAGGUUAGAGUUGAAACGGACCUAUCUGCGGCGAAAGGCCGUACAAUACUGGAAUGGGCAGAGUUUGCGCAGCAGUUUGCGUGCCCGCAAGCGAUUCAAGACGGUAGAAAAGAUACUAAAGAAGCUGGACAAGCAGCGCGAGACGAUGUUGAAAAAGAAUGGUGGUGCGGAACAGCCGCAAUGUCAGCGAGAUGGCUGCAAUCAGGCUGCGCUGCUAGCAACCACCCACUGCUUCCAGCAUAUCACCGAUAACAACGAGCAGCGUCUGUUUCAACAGUGUACAGCCAAGUUCUCGGAUAACAGUCAGUGUCGGGUGCCUGUGUUCGACAUUAGCCACGAAUUGAUCCUUUGUCGGGAGCACGCCUGGAAGCAUGACAAUCACGACAAAAUGUCUGCGGAAGUGAAGCUACUGAAGAAACCUGCCGUUAGUGCAACUGCGAAGAAGAAAACCGUGAAGGUUGCAGCAGCCACUGUAGCACCGGUGCGGGCGUCUACCUUGCCACCCGCAGGCGGGAUCAAGAAAAAAGCCAAGAAACGAAAGCUAACCCCCUUCCAGCAGCAGAUGGCACUGCACCAGCAGCAAUACAAACAACAGUAUUCCAGCUUUAAUAACACAAAGUCAACAACGAUACCCCCACCACCGUACGGGACAACGGCUUCCUCUAUCGAUCCGAAGGUACUCCAGCAAACGUUGCGUCAGACGACAAACAUUUCACAAUCACUCCCACAACAUCAGCAGCAACAACAGCAGCCCCAAGUGAAAUAUACGCAAAAUAUGAACGUAUCUGGAGGAGGAAGUCUGAUGCAAAUCGUUCCGUCGCCGCUCUCAACGACGAUUGCUGCCCGUAACGUUCAAAUUCCGUUGAAUCAACAACAACAACAACAACAUCAGCUGCAAUCGCUACCGGCUUCUGCCUAUCAACAAUCAGCGCACAUUACGCAGACACAUCAAUUCCAACAGCAACAACAACAGCACCCGCUCAUCAUCGGGCGUAAUGAGGAUCUGAUGUUGAACUACGUGCCCGCUCCCCAGGAUCAGCAACAUUUCAACCAGCAGCAGGUGCAGCAUAUGCUGGGCGGUACCACCACACAGGAUCUGCUCAAUAUCUGUGAAAACAGCUCUGCAUAUGCUAGCUCCGAGGACACGGGUGUCGGUGGGCUCUCCGAAUCGGAGCUGAUGGCCGCUCAAGAUGUUAUCGAGGAAAUUCCAUUUGAAAUUGGCAAUCUGAACAAUGUACUGAGUCAGCUGCCACCGGAUGCAUUUAACGAGUUACUGUUUAGUGAGCAAGAUCAGCACGGACCUACAUUCGAAUCGACCCAGGAGGAAGAGGAGGACCUGGAACGGGCGCUGGAGGUAGUGGGCGAGCACGUGAAGUCGCUCGAGGACAUGACCGUGGAGUCGGCUAACUUUCUGGGCGACUUCCUGGACAACGUGGACGACGAAAUGUUGGACGGAUCGGACAUUUGCUCGGAUCAGAUGUUGCAGUCGCCGAACACGGGCGACAUUCGUGGCCUGGUACACACGUGAGAUGUGGGGUAAGCGCUCUUCUCGGGAUGUAUGCUGUUCGAAGAGAGCUUCGCAGCACAUUUCAACAGUUGCGUUUGUGGGAAAAUUUCAAUAAUCGUGAAUAUUUCGGAUGCACGGAACUAGCUCUUUCGUUUUGGAAUAUUUGUGGAAUACGCGAAGUAGAGACUAAUAAAAAAAACGGUCGAAUCUGUCGCAUAGAAUCUAGAGGCAUUACGCGGACAACAAUGUGACAACAACAUUAAACAUUAAUCCUAUUUAUUCAACUAUGGAGGGAAAAGAAAACUUGGCUUUCAGCAAAUGAAGGGAAAAAACACGUGGCGAUAAUAGGUUUAGUUAACUAAUCGUAACGCUUAGGCUUUAAUUUGUCUUCUCGACGCGCUCGAGGGUAGGUAAUAGUGAAAGGACUUUAUUUGAUACUAGAUACGCUUCUUUACAACAAACAAAAUAAAUGAAUUCUAUGAAUUUGUUUAUUACAACAUCUACUAUAAUUUGCUAUAAUUUCAACUUAGAUCUUAAGUUCUGUGCACCUUCAGCGGAAGCUACAAUCUUUUUUGUAUGUACAGUUUAUACACCAAACAACCUAAAACCGACGACACAACAGCAACAACAUCCAUUCAUCUAAGAGGAAAAUUUCCCAAAUAUUAUAUUUUCCAUACUCGGUGGAAACUCGCAA
This is a messenger RNA of Toxorhynchites rutilus septentrionalis, 5830 nucleotides long. RefSeq names its product histone-lysine N-methyltransferase 2D-like. The coding region runs from base 859 to 5157 and encodes 1432 amino acids. The transcript has 6 exons. Gene Ontology annotation, cellular component: nucleus. NCBI's taxonomy places the organism in Eukaryota, Metazoa, Arthropoda, Insecta, Diptera, Culicidae. The record is from RefSeq and is a predicted model, not a curated record.